Pecten maximus is the source of this 4429-nucleotide messenger RNA. RefSeq lists its product as uncharacterized. Bases 509 to 2134 code for a protein of 541 amino acids. Lineage: Eukaryota; Metazoa; Mollusca; Bivalvia; Pectinida; Pectinidae. The record is from RefSeq and is a predicted model, not a curated record. Gene Ontology annotation, cellular component: membrane; cell-cell junction. The transcript is spliced from 5 exons. Gene Ontology annotation, biological process: cell-cell adhesion.
CACCUGUUUGCCGGAAGGUAGACUUGUUAGCAAAGUAUGGCUGAAACAAUAUGAUAAGUGCUUUUAAUUUCACUUCAUUUAAUAGUUGGCUGACCAACUUGGUGGUCCAUAGUUCUGCACUUUACGACACAUUACCGCAUAACGCACCAGGAGGCGCAUUCGUUGAGGAGGGAGAAUGAUGGGCGUCACGACAAAGCAUUUCACUAGUGUCAAUUGAUCCCAUGGCAGAAUUGUAUAAAUACAUUGUCAUCGUCUUGUCUCUGUGUGUUAGUACUAAUCACUACCAGGACAAUGUCAGUUGCCUGGCUCUGUAUUAACACCAUCGUAUGUCGCCAAUAUAUUCUCUCUACAUUAAACAGUGAUGUAUACUUUAAGAUACGGUGAGAGUGUAGUAGUGGAUGUUAUAAUACUACUGUAGUAGCAUACAGCAUGCUCGCCAAUGCUAUAGGUAGAACGUACACAAUUAGGUGUUCAAUGUGGAGCUAGAGCCAGCUAUUGAACGCUCAUCAUGGGUAAUAAGGACGGGGAUAAGAACUGUAGCACGGAGUCAACCAGCAAGAACAACAAAGCAAAUGGCGUCGGUGGCGAAAAAAAGUUUUUAUCUCCGGAGAGUGGUGGCCGACUGGAAAAAUCGCCUAGCUUACAAAGAAUACACCAACAAAGUUCUACAGAAACAAGUGGACUAGGCGAGACCAUCACAUCUGGAUUUUCUUCACAGGAAAGUAUAAAAAGUACACAUAGUUUUAAUGAAAAACCUAGAAGGUGUACACCGGGCGAGGAUCAAUUUGGCAAGCCUCCAACUGAAGUGGAGAGCGUGAUGAAGGACCGGACAGACACGAAGCCUUUACUGCUGAGGUCAGGGGGUGGAGGAGGCCGACGAGAGCGCGAGAGAGGCGACAGAGGAGGGAGAGAAAAGGAUCGCGAUAGAGAGGGCUCUACAUCAGUGACAUGUGAACCGAGACGGACGUCUAGCGCAAUGUACCCAGACGGUACAAACUUUGACGAUUUAUUUGCCAUUCCUGGCAAGUCUCAAAGCCAUCUUUCUUCUGGUGUGAAUAUAAACGAUUCAGAAAACAAUGGAUGGAAUAGGCGAUCUUCACCUAGGAGUUCAAUCAAAAGCCGAACCUCCAUUGGAUCAUACCGUUCGAGAAGUGGGUCCAGAUUUUUGGGUACGCUUUCAGAGUCUGCCUGGACAAAAUGGUCCCGGGACAGACGGGCGUCUUUUCGUCGUCGGCUAGAACUGCCUGCCAAUGCUAUUACAGAGCCGACGGAAAGGGCAUCGACCCCUAUCAAAAAGGCCCGGGAGGAGGGCCUUAUGUUUGUGCAUGAGGAUCUAAAAGGGAACUAUAUUUCCGAGGAUGAUAUAAAUUACAUACGGCGACAUCGGAUUCAGCGUUAUAAAACCUACCACGUUAUUGAAAAAUCAAAAAAGAAAUUAAGGAAUUUUCCCAGUCGUAUUGAGGUGCAUCUUUCUGUGAGGGACUGGCGUGUACUCUCAGACUAUUGGGAACACAAGUACUUCAGUCAAAUACGUUAUGCAGCCUUCUUAUUUGGAUUUCUUGGAAUAAUGUUGAUAGUUGUCAGCGUAACUAGUUCGUUCUGGAUAAAUUAUUCUACGGAGACAGUUGCCGAAGAUAACGUCACCAUGGUGGCAGUGGAAGCCGUGGACGGACUUUGGACGACGUGUGUUACAAGCAAACUUCCUAUGUAUGCUCAACUCAACACCUGUGAUACUUUAGUAGCUGAUUGGCAGACGGCGGUGAUAGGCCUGAUGAUAUUUUCUGCAUCCUUUGGAUUUGUGGCCACGAUCCUCGCUAUCCUUGGCGUAUGUACAUCCCCACUUCCUCGAAAGAUAUAUUACUUCCACUCCGCAGGGGAAAUUUUCCUAGUGUGUGCACUAAGUGUGGGCAUUGCCUUAAUAAUAUACCCUACCGUUAUGGAGCUGGAUCCUGCCAUAAGAGUUCACCUGUAUGGGCCGGGAUAUGGACUGGGGUGGGGAGGUGCCUUCUUUUUCCUUGUGGCAGCUCUAUGUAUGACUUUGGACGAGUUAGUGCGUGAAUCUUCAAGAGCCAAAUGUUGUCGAUUUUGUUUUAAAUCCCGACAGCGAGAACGAUCGGAACUGCAAAGAGUUUGAUAGCUAAUUCGGGUUGAAAGAGACGACAGUACUAUGAAUGGCAGUGAAGUUCAUAGACAGUGAUGUCUUUCUGAAGUAAUAUCUAUUGAAGAGGAUGAUUAUAACAAUGGAGAUCCGUAACUCAUUGUUUGAGCAGUGUCAUUGUCUCACCAAACAUAAGAUUUUAUUGUUCUUUUCUGAAACGAGUGUGUAGGCUGGUUUUGAAUGCACAAAUGUAUAUUUAAAACAUAACGCAACAAGACCAUUCUGGAUCACAUGAUGUUUGGCAUAGACAGACAGGACUGUGUAAAGAUCAACACUACUCUAAUAAUCAUCGAACAGUGUCUUCAAACUGUUAUUUAAAAGGGAAUUGAAGUUUCGGUAGUAUUGUAUAAAAUAACUUUUUUAUGAGGAAAAUGAAGGAGCGAACAUUUUGUUUAAAUCUAAUUUACAGUAUGUUCCUGGAAUGUUAUUAAGAAUGGAUAUUGCAGGAAUGAAGGCAUGCUCAUACUCAUUUUCUACCAUUUUAUUGUUAAGUAUCUUCUUAAAUCAAUGCAUGUUUUUUUUUUCUUGGAAGACAAUUUAACGCGUUGAACGCAGGCUAGAUUUUAACAUUGUACAAGGAGUUAUGUUGUGAAAGGUUGUGAACGUACUAUACUUACAUUUGCCAAUCUCAUUCUCUUGCGAUUGUUUCCAUCGGCAUUUUUAUAAUAUGUCUCAUAUAAUUCCGUUUCGUUCUUUGAAGACCGCUCGCAUUUGUCAAUUGCAAAUUUCAAUCCAGCAAAACUUUGAUGUACUGGAACUGUUCAUUAAAUGUGAAAAUAAACAUUAAUGUAUAUAGGAAAUUUGAAUUUAAAGAUACUUAAACUUAAUGUUGAUUAUUAAAAUUAUUGUUUGUGCAAAUUAUACCCUUAUGAAACCUUUCAAAUGGUGGCGAGUCAAUCGCAUAUAAAUUGGUUUUGUUUUGUAUUUUUGUUUUCAAUUAGACGUUUACUAAACAUCCUUUGCGACAUGCUCACCAUUUGAUAUUAGAUUUUCUAACACAGUUUUUUUUAUCACGUUUGGAAUAUUGCAUGAGCUUCAGUGCUUGGUUUGGAAAAUGUAUUUCGCAUAAGUAGAUCAUGGUCAAUCCAAUGAUUCUAAGAAAUAUGUUACUUUUUAUUAACACUCAUUUCAUGAAUUGAACCGUCUCUAAGUAGGUUACAUUGUUUGAUGGAAACCUCUUAUUUCGUCACGAAUGAAAAACAAGAGGUUAUCAAGGGUGCCCAUUUCUUCGUAAUCAAUUCAUACUUGAAAGUAAACUGUUUUAAAGGAGCUAAAGGCUACACGGCGCAUAAACUGAUAUCCAAAACAGGAAGUACUUAAGAUGAUACAAGGAUAGAUAGAUUCAUUUUCGGAUGAUUAAGAUCUAUAUAUACGUCGGUUGAUCCCUUUAAAACAGUCAUUUUUGCUUGAGAAAUUGUUGGUUUUUAUUCUAUUAAGUUUGAUCUGGAAUAAUGAUGUGUGGUUUAAAAUCACUAAUUAUAAUACAAUGUGAUACUAUCAUUACCGAAGCGUUCACGCCUUUUACUUGCUUCUCCGGUUCCACGAUUACAUAGUGCCGUGUUUUGGAUAUCGUCAAAGCGCUGUAUCUUUGAAAUGUAACUGGAUUUUUUUAUCACAAAACCAAAAUAUUUAUUAUUAUAAUUUGUUAUCUUGAUUGUAUUUAUUGGUUAUGAAUAUUUCGUAAUAAUUUGUUGAACUUUUCAGAGUAUAAUAGAAAUGUUACAUUUGUAAAAAUUAAUAGCAAUUAAAAGAUGAACGUUUUUUAUCAGAUUCUCUGUGUGUGAGUGUGUUUGAAUGAUAUUGAUCACAUAUAUGACUUAGGUUGUGCUUUUUUCUCCACACUUUAAUUAUUCAAAGGCCUUGACAAUAGUAACAGCUUUAGUGAUAAAGUAUGUGUAUAAAUUAUUUGAUAAAUUUCGAAAAAAAUCAAAAUAUUACGUUGAUUUAUUGAUUGACUUUUAUCAUAUUUCUGCUUUGCUUUGACAAAUGCUUGCCUUAUUCACAUAAUUGAUGUUUUAUUAUCUAUGACAUCGCAUACAUACACAACUAAAUCAAUGUGAUGUGUUGAGCUAGAACACAACAGAAAAAAGGAAAGAAUGGAUAUCAGAUUUGAAAUUAUAGUGAAAAGAUACAGAAAAGUUUAUCAGCUUGACUGUAUUCUUUCAAACACCAAUAGUUUUGGUCCGUUAUUUUCCUAUCUUGUCUGAAAGGCAACAGCAUAUUGAUCAAUAAAUACGAUUUGUACAUACACCCAAUGUACAGUAUACGUUA